Amaranthus tricolor (Joseph's coat) is the source of this 1416-nucleotide messenger RNA. RefSeq lists its product as uncharacterized. The transcript is spliced from 5 exons. The coding region runs from base 463 to 876 and encodes 137 amino acids. The record is from RefSeq and is a predicted model, not a curated record. Lineage: Eukaryota; Viridiplantae; Streptophyta; Magnoliopsida; Caryophyllales; Amaranthaceae.
UGAAAAACUUUAAUCUCAACCGUUAGAUCGUUAGAAAAUAGAUGGACGAUCCUGAUUGACAGGCGUUUUUUGGAUUCACCGUUACUUUUUCUCCACUCUCUCAUUUGCUUUUUUCGGUUUCUCUCCCUGACUUCUCAUCCUUUACCUUCUCUCUAAUACCCACGAAAAUUCACGGUGCUUUUGCCUUGCCUUUCUCGUUCUUCUUUGAUCAAUUUCAUUCUCCAAUCUCUUAUUUUUUUUCAAGUUUCUUACUGCUAUCUACUUCGAUUCAUCUAAAUUUAAUUUCCGGUCCCAAAACUUCCUCCUCCCUGACUCAGUGACUCCCAAGUCCCAACUGCGAAGUCCCAAAACUUCCUCCGUUCCUCCCUUCCUCCGCAGGCUGCUAAGCUCCGGUCAUCGUAUCGAGUUCAUCUUUACAGUGAUAAGCUUUACUAUCUCAUUCUACCAAGCCUUUAUUCGAUCAUGAGUGCAAAGGAGGAGCCACCUCCACUGCCAAACUUAAUAACCCUUAAUAAGGGUCUUAAAUUGGCUGAGCAGUGGGUUAAGAAUAUGACUGGAGAUUUGGAGGAGGCAGCGGAAAUGGAAAUCGAAGCUAGACCUUCGAGGCUUGGUCUUGGUGCGAAAGUUCCGCGUAGAUCCCAAGUUGGACCUUUAAACGACCCCAUUGAAAGGCGAUUACAUAAGAAGUUGAGUGUAGGAAGAAAGAAAAGUGAUCGUGAUGAGGAGUCUGUUCCGUCAUCUAAGAAUGAAAUCGAACAUGUUGAUGAGGAUGAUGAAGAAAAUUUAGACAGUAGGACUAAUGCUUUUUCCAAAAAAAGAACUUCUGCUCUUACUACAACACCCAAACAAAAUAAGAAGCCAAAUUUACACAACUAGUGAUAUAGGCUGCAUACUUCUUAGGUUUUCUCUUGUGUUUUUUGAUGUAUUCCAUUGAUAAUUUUUGAUUUAAUGCUAAUAUUUAUGUGGAGGACUUGCAUGACUAACUCAUUGAUGGCUACUAUGCUGUAUAUGGCUGUAAGAAACGACCUUUUCGCUUCGUUAUCUUUCAAUUAUGGUUCGUUUGGUUAUGUUUUAUCUUGGUUCCUAACCGUCCCUCGCGGAAAGCGUGUUUGAAUGAUCUAAGACUUGUUUCCACCUUUUAUUUUAUCGAUUUUGUUGGUUUAGCAACACACCAGAGUCCAGAGUACUAGUAGUUCUCCGACACAGUGUUAAAGUGCUUAUUAUUUCCCAUAUGUGAGUUCUCUCACAUGGAAAACAGAUAAAAAAAAUUUACAACUUUAUAAACUUAUUAAGAGUAUAUAUAUAUAUAUAUGGUCAAGUUCCAGUGAAAACUAAGCUUAUAUGAGAAUCGUGAGAACCAAAAAAUGUGUUAUCUUUUUACUGAAAAGGUGUUACAUUUGCACAAAAAAUGUGUUA